This is a messenger RNA of Entamoeba histolytica HM-1:IMSS, 660 nucleotides long. RefSeq lists its product as uncharacterized. Gene Ontology annotation, cellular component: nucleolus. Gene Ontology annotation, molecular function: RNA binding. The record is from RefSeq and is a predicted model, not a curated record. The transcript has a single exon. Gene Ontology annotation, biological process: positive regulation of transcription by RNA polymerase I; positive regulation of rRNA processing. Bases 1 to 660 code for a protein of 219 amino acids. Lineage: Eukaryota; Evosea; Mastigamoebida; Endamoebidae.
AUGGCAGUCUCGUUUAAAACAGCAAUUACUAUAUGGGAUGUUUUAUCAAAUAAGUUAUUAUUUUCACUUCCUGUUCCUUAUGAACAACAUGGUAAAGAAUUUAUACCUGUUGAAGUUCAAUUUUUAUCCAACUCACAAUAUAUUCUCACUAAAUCAAAACAAGGUGUUAUUAUAUAUGACCUUCUUUCUAGAAAGAUUUAUCAAUCAUUCCUUUGUACUCCAAUUCUCAUUGCUGCACAUCGUACAUUAAAUUUAUAUUCAUUUGUUAAUAAAAAUACUGGACAUUGGGAUGUUUUCUUAAUGAAAAUAGGAGAAAUAAAACCAGUUGCUGUAUGGAGAAUAGACACAGAGAUAACAUCAAUGGUAUUUUACACAACAGUUACUGGACUUGAAUAUAUUUGUGCAGUGACAAAGAAUAGUGAAAUCUAUUCAUUACCACUAGAAAAUAUGAUUGGAAAAGAUAUACCUCAACCUUAUACUGAUACAAAAGUUCCUGAAAAGAAAGCUGCUAUUACUCUUAAGAAAAUUGAAAUGGAUGAAUCAAAUAAUGAAACUAGAGUAGUAAAAAUUGUGAGUGAAUCAACAUUAGAUGGACUAGAAGCAAAUAUUUCUGAUGUGAAUAACAUCUUCAACGUUAUUGUUGAUUGUCUUCUUAAAUGA